Messenger RNA from Gloeophyllum trabeum ATCC 11539, 669 nucleotides. RefSeq lists its product as uncharacterized. NCBI's taxonomy places the organism in Eukaryota, Fungi, Basidiomycota, Agaricomycetes, Gloeophyllales, Gloeophyllaceae. The record is from RefSeq and is a predicted model, not a curated record. Bases 51 to 377 code for a protein of 108 amino acids. The transcript has 5 exons. Gene Ontology annotation, biological process: mitochondrial electron transport, NADH to ubiquinone.
GUUCGAUCCCUUCUGUCGCGCCCUGUGUUCCCCGGGGAGCAGCGGUAAACAUGUCGUCGUCUGCUUUCUCUUCGGCGCACAGGCUCUAUGUCAAGUCUCUGUACAAACGGUACCUGAAGAACUCGUUAGACUGGACGAUUCGAAGGGACAAGUGGCGUGCUGAGGCCCUCGAAAUCAGGGCAGAAUUCGAGAGGAACCGGGAUGUGCACGAUCCAAGAGCGCUAGCUACCAUCCUUGCGAAGGCGGAAGCCGACCUCGCUGCGAAGCAGCAUCCCGACCCUUACAUUCCCCCUCCAUUCCCUGGCGGUACCAAAUGGGAGCGUAACCUGCCUCCCCCAAUCGCUCCCAUCAUCGACCAUGAAGCUCCCCACCACUGAGGCUCUAAUAGUUUGGACAGACGCGGAGAUAUGUAGAGCGGUGGUGAAGUCACGGAGACCUCUCGUUGUUACUUGUAACAGACAACUUGAUAUCCAUUUCUGGUUCGUCAUAUCCGACGUCAGUGUCUCGAGCCUGUGAUUGAAGUUGCAUGUUCGAACUUCGGAUGGGUUGGUUUAAGCUGCGGUUGUACGGUCUCAUUCGAUACGGUAGGAUGCGUCCAGUUACCCAGUGCAAAAUACAUAAGGCGUAUGUUUGUUUAUCAGACAUUCGAUAAGUCGGUCCAGCCUCGUA